AUGUUCAAAGGAAAAUUUACCGGUGUUUCUAAUCGAUCAUCAUCAUCUCGUCGUUCAACAUCAAAUUCUUCUUCAGCUAAAACAACAUCUGCUGCAACAUCAUCUGAUAAAUCAUCUGCCGAAUAUCAACGUGCGAAAUGGGAAUCAUUAGAAACAAACAUCAAUCUUCUUAAUAUCGUUCGUGGUUGUGGUCUUUUUGCUCGUAGUGUAAUACAAGCACAAUCAACAUCACCUGCUCUUACAUCGGUCUAUGCUGCAUUAGUAUCAAUUAUUAAUCCAUGGAUUGAAGUAAUUGGUGAAUUAAUCGUGAAACGAAUAAUAUCAUCAUUUCGUCGACAAUAUGAAAGUAAUGAUAAAGCCAAAUGCUCGUCAACAACAAAAUUUAUUGCACAUUUGGUUAAUCAAAAUGUGUUACAUGAGUUAAUUGCAUUACAGAUAUUAGUUCUCUUACUCGAAAAUCCAUCUGACGAUAAUGUUGAAUUGGCGAUUGGAUUCGUAAAAGAAUGUGGACAAAAAUUAUGUCAAGUUAAUCAACGUGGAUUAAAUUCCAUAUUUUCAACAUUAAAAAAUUUACUUAAUAAAUCAUUAAACAAAUUGCAUGAAAAUAAUCAAUAUACACAUAUGAUUACUUUAGAUGCAUGUGAACCUGAACCAAUACUUGAUGUAUUUAAAUAUGAUGAAAAAUAUGAAGAACAUGAAGAACAAUAUAAUAUUAUUCGAGAAAUGUUUUUUCAUAAAAGUAGUGAUGAUGAAAAUAAAUUCAAUUCAUCUGUUAGUAAUGAUGAAGGUGAUGGAAAAAAAGAUAAUAUUGAUGAAGAGGAAAAAAAACAACAAACAAUUAUUGAUGAAACAGAAACAAAUUUAGUAAUAUUUCGUCGAACAAUAUAUCCAAUAAUUCAGUCAAAUAUUAAUGCUGAAGAAUGUGCAAAUGAAUUACUUAAAAUGAAUUUACGUCCUGAACAAAAAAUGGUAUUAUGUCAAGUGAUUCUUAAUAGUUGUGCUCAACAACGAACACAUGAACAGUUUUUUGAUUUACUUGGUCAACGAAUUUAUCAAUAUGAAAUUGUUCAUAGUCUUGAAAAUGUUAAAUUAAGAAAUGUUGCCAAAUUUUUUGCACAUUUACUUGUUACUAAUUCUAUUUCAUGGGAUGUACUUCGUUGUAUUCGUUUAACUAAAGAAGAUACAACAUCAUCAUCACGUAUUUUUAUUAAAAAUGUACUUUUAGAAGUAAUUGAAUUUCUUGGUUAA
Molecule: messenger RNA, 1248 nt
Organism: Rotaria sp. Silwood2
Lineage: Eukaryota; Metazoa; Rotifera; Eurotatoria; Philodinida; Philodinidae
Source: the annotation of a GenBank genome assembly